Molecule: messenger RNA, 2247 nt
Organism: Mytilus californianus (California mussel)
Lineage: Eukaryota; Metazoa; Mollusca; Bivalvia; Mytilida; Mytilidae
Product: headcase protein-like
Exons: 1
Coding region: 124-1590 (488 amino acids)
Source: RefSeq, a predicted model, not a curated record
AGGCAGUUCCACGUUAUUGUCAACAAUAAUAAACUGGUGUAAAAGCCGGCAUUACUUUUUGCACGUAAAUACUGUGAUAAUAUUUAGUGAUUGAAUAUUUGAAUUGUGUGCAUUUUCUGGAAUAUGCCUCACCGGAAACACCAAAAGGUGCAUUUGCACAACGUUGUUAAAAAGGAUGUGGAAAAUAACAAUGUACAAGCCGCUGCAGAAACAAGGGCGCCUGUUGUUGAAGAAAAUGACAACAGAGCUGGUCCCAAACUUGUCAAAUGUUGUGUGCCUCUAACCUGCACUUCAUCCGAGGAUUUAAUUAAUCCUAAAGAGCCUGAAAAAUCUGUGAAAGUGUUCUGCAACAAUGAAGCAUGCAACUUCAGUAAGUGGAUGCACAAGGAUUGUUUUGAGGAAUGGGAGGAAACCGUGCUGUCCUAUCUACGCUCGUGUGGACGUGCUAGAAGCUGGAGCGAAAAACAACGCUUGCAAAAUUUGUGGACAAAGAAAGGCUACGAUCUAGCUUUCAAGGCUUGUGAUUGCAAAUGUGGGAGAGGACACAUACGAAAGGAUCUGGAUUAUUUCCCAACACCACAAGUUGCUGUUGUCGACAACAAAAACAAAAAGAAACCGAAGAAGAAGAAUGAUAAACCAGCUCCUGUGGUGAGUAACGGGAAAGGGGGACACGCUACUACCUCCAUACCCCAUAACAACAACAACCAAAUUCACAGUGCACCUAUCAACACAACAAAUGUAAACAACAACAACAACAACACGUCUAACAACAAUCAUCAUGUGAGCAACACGAACCAUAUCUUUUCUACACAGCGCUCGCGCACUGACAGCGUCAGUAGCAGUGGAAGCCUACCGCGUUCUUCUGGUUCUAUUGGAUCGUCGUCAUCCCCGACACCAUCGUCUCCUAUUGUUAACGGUAACAUGAACCCACCGGCUUUCCCAAAAAGCCCCAAAACCGUAGAUGUCCACUCGUUUAACGCAAACACUUCCUUUCGACGUCGCCAAGAUCUGUCUGCCUUCACCUUUCUACCACGGCAUAAACAGAAUCCAUACCAUAUCAAGAUGGACGACGAUGGUACGGAUGAUACCAGGAACUUUAUACUUUCUCACUUGACAUCUUACAAGAUUUGCUCGCUGAGCUGUGUUAUAUGUAAGAGCGGAUUACCAGUUUUUGAUAGGUACCCUAUGAUCGACGGAACAUUCUUCUUGUCACCUCAGGCGUAUGGCGAUGGAGUAGUACAAGUCAUCUCCGACGGCCGUCUACAGUUUAUCAACGCCGUCUGCGUACAGUGCCUUGAAAAAGGAACCGAUAUGCGGUGUGCAUCAUGCAAAUGUCCAUGGGACGGGAGCGCACUACAACUUGGAACUAUGUACACUUACGAUAUAUUCGCUGCUACGCCAUGCUGUCAGAAGCGGCUAACAUGCAAGCAAUGUCGUCGAGCAGUUGUAGACGUCAACACCGGUCUGACAUUUUACAGUCAAUAUAGUCGGAUGAUAGCGUGUCCUUACUGCAAGGCGUACGACUUUCAUUUUAUACGACCGCUGAAUGAAACAUUCAAUGUUAGAGCAAAACAGAGUAUAUGGAACUAAACUGCUUAGAACUUUUAUUCUGUUAACAAUACUCCGCGCAUAUAUAUAAAUAUAUUUGCCUUUUACUUGUUUUAUAUAUAACUUUAGCAAUUUACCGUUUUACUUGAACUUUUUACACUGUUGUGUCAUAAUGUGUUUCGCAGAUGGAUCGACAAGUCUCGUUGAUUGAAUGGAUUGUUUCUUGUAUAUCUGGAAGAACCAGUUAAUGGACCAUGUUGACUAUGUUACGCUUCAUUGUGGAUUUUUGGUGCAGACAUUUUUUUACCAGAGACGUUAUCAUAUACGACAUUGUGGUAUUUUUUGUGUAAACUUUAUUAGAGAUUUAAUCUCGUUUCCUCGCAGAGUUUGUAUUCAUCAUUUGUUAGUGAACUAUUCUUAGUUUUAAGAAGCAGAACAAAUAAAAUUCCGAUUUGGUCUAUAAACUUACAGGAAAUAUUUCAAAUACCAAGACGUUUAGUUUGAGUGACAAUUUCAAUUUAAAAACAAAACAUUUUGCGUGACACCGGAUUAUUUUAAUGAAUUCAAGACAUUCAAUAUGCAAGGACAUGUUACGUGUAGACUGUGCUUAGGAAGUUUUCUGCUUCAUUUAAGACUAAAGAAAUGGCAUUUUCUUACAUAUGUUUAUUUUUGGAAUAAAUAUUUAAUUAUUUAUUGGAA